AUGCCUUCAACGCGCCAUCUUCCCUCCAAAUCCACCCGUCAGCUUUUGGGGCAGGCUCCUCAGACUGGCACCUACAACCGCAUAAGGGGCAGUCUCCUGCACGAGUUCAUACUCAAUAACGCAGGCCAUCCGUCUUCUCCUUCACCCUCCAACUGCACCGAAGACUCAACCUCUGAAACUUCCUGCAGCUUCAUUGUUUCCAAGUCACACAGUCGCAGGCGCGAACCCGGCCAUAUUCCUCGUCCUCCAAACGCAUUCUUGACUUUCCGCUCUUACCUCUGCGUCGUCAACAAUAUUGGCGGUGAUGGAAACCAGAGGCAGGUUUCCAAAGACGCAGGAAAACGAUGGGAGCAGCUCGACGCGCAUGAAAAAGAGCGUUUCAAGGCACUUUCUGAGAAUAUCAAGGCUAUUCAUACUCAGUUCUGGCCUAAACAUCGUUACAACCCUGCGCAAGGCCAGAAUUCCAAGUCCAAGGCUACGAAGAAAGGUCCGAAGCCCCGCACAGGGUCUCUCCGCGUCAAAGGCCCUGAACUUGCCACCUCGACGAUCAUUUCUCCACCGCUAAAGUUGAAGUUGUCCAGGCCUCUCUCUCCAUGUCUUCUCCAGACACAGCCAGCUGCUUCCAUCUCCCCGUCGUCUCAUCUCCAGGGCACCUCUAACUAUUUUGUUCAAUAUGAUGCCGCCGAGAGUCCUGUUAUGUUGAUACCGGACGACGAUGACAUGCCUGAUUUGACAUAUCCUGAAGAUGAUCUCAAAAAGGAUUGUGGAUCUGCAACAAAUUUCCCACUUACGACACUCGACGAGGAGAUGACGCCAAUGAUGAGCAUGCCUUGUCAUCACUUGAUGUGUUUAUCUCCGGAACGUAACUCAUGCCUGAUUGCGUCUCCCAUCAACUCUGAGUCUCUCGACUCCUUUCACGGUUGUUCCAUCCAGCUGGAUACCACUCUCCUAAUAGACGAGGAUACUACAGUAAUCCCAUCCUCAGAACCCAUCCACAUGGAUGUCGAGUUCACUGGCACCACUAGCCCGCCGUUCGCGUUGGGAUUAGAAGAUGAGGAUCCCUUCAGCAUGGUGUUCCCAGCGCUGUGCGCAUUUCCUAGGGAAGAAUAUGCCGCCUUCCAGCUUGCAUCCGCCGUAGAGCAUGACUACACUCGCAACGAGCAGUGGUUUUCUUAACGGCGCAC
Molecule: messenger RNA, 1184 nt
Organism: Coniophora puteana RWD-64-598 SS2
Lineage: Eukaryota; Fungi; Basidiomycota; Agaricomycetes; Boletales; Coniophoraceae
Exons: 3
Coding region: 1-1176 (391 amino acids)
Biological process (GO): regulation of transcription by RNA polymerase II
Cellular component (GO): nucleus
Molecular function (GO): DNA-binding transcription factor activity, RNA polymerase II-specific; RNA polymerase II cis-regulatory region sequence-specific DNA binding
Source: RefSeq, a predicted model, not a curated record